AUGGCAACCAGAUGCCCAUCGUCAUACAAGAAAUAUGAGAUCAGAAGGAGAGACCCAGAUCCCAAAUUUUCAGUUCUUUUAGUAGUUGAUGCACAGAACUAUUUUUCUUCCAUGGUCAAACCUAUCCUACCUAACCUUCUUCAAACCAUUGACCUCUGCCGCCGUGCUUCCAUCCCCGUCUUCUUCACGCGCCACCGUCACAAGUCUCCUGCCGACUACGGCAUGCUGGGUGAAUGGUGGAAUAAUGACUUGAUUAUCGAUGGCACCGUUGAAUCUCAGCUCGUGCCAGAGAUUAAAAGGCUAGUGUUAGGGAAAGAUCACGAGGUGGUGGAGAAGAAUACGUACAGUGCUUUUACAAACACGCGCCUCCAUGAACGGUUAUUGGAGAUGGGUGUUGAGGAGGUUAUUGUGACGGGUGUUAUGACUAAUCUGUGCUGCGAAACGACGGCGCGUGAUGCGUUUGUGAGAGGGUUUAGAGUGUUCUUUUCUACAGAUGCGACUGCCACGUCGGAUUUGGAGCUGCAUGAGGCUACAUUGAAGAACUUGGCUUAUGGAUUUGCUUACAUGGUUGAUUGUCAAAGGCUAGAAAAUGGAUUAUUUAGAAACUAAAGGGUUUGUUUUGUAAUUUGGUUAUGGAAAAAGAUAAAUUAUGUACAUGAAAUAAAUUAACUUUUCAUUUUAUAAGAA
Ricinus communis (castor bean) is the source of this 687-nucleotide messenger RNA. RefSeq names its product nicotinamidase 2. The coding region runs from base 1 to 609 and encodes 202 amino acids. NCBI's taxonomy places the organism in Eukaryota, Viridiplantae, Streptophyta, Magnoliopsida, Malpighiales, Euphorbiaceae. The transcript has a single exon. The record is from RefSeq and is a predicted model, not a curated record.